AUGGCAGAAGACCAAACACUCAAUCAGAAAAUAAAUAAGGUUAUCGCAGAUAUCAAAAGACUUAACGUUGAAAAAUCAUUAAAGUAUGGUUGUACAAGUAGUAAUCACUCAAGCUUAAAGCAAAUAAAACCGUUUCAAGAUACGCAUGUAUCUUUUUAAAAGCAAUAAAGUUCAAAAGACUAAUCUUUUAAGAGCGAUUCAAGAGACGAGAGUAGUGAUCAUCUGAUUGAGUUCAUAAAAAGAGAACGAAAACUAGACUAACAAAGAAAUGAAAGCCAGAAAUAUUUCACUCAAUAGUAAUCUUAAAACUAUCAGUCACAUAAUAAUUAUUAACCUACUCCUAAAAAUAAUCACAAUGAGGAUGCUUCACUUCUGUAAAGAGAAGAUGAUUUGUCUUCAUUGUUCGAUCUUACUUCAGCAAAACAACAUUAGUCCAAUGUCACUAGAAAAAACUAAGACAGUUCUUUUAGAAAUCAACAAUAGAAAGCAUAGCAGCAAUAGCAAUAUUAGACAAACUCUGGUAGUCAAUUCUCACUUACUAAAAUGAGGAUAGAUGAUAUCCCUGAAUUGCAGUCGUAGAACUUUUAUUCAUUAGCUAAACAGUAAAAUUUAGAAUAAAUAGCUUAAAAUAAAUAUCAGUCAUCAAAACAGCUGUACUAAAAGUAUGAAAAUAUCCUUGCAGCCCCAGGUUCAAUCAUUGUUGAUGCUAAAGGUCACUACAAAACCAAAACCUUAUAUGAUGAAUUAAAGCACAGCCAUACUAAUAAUAAAGAUCUCCCCUUCUCUAGCCAAAUAGAGGACUCAUCCAUUAAAGAUAUUUAAGUGCAGAUCUCUAACCCAUCAUCAUCAUAAUUGUAAUAAGAAAAUGAAGAACUGGAAAGACUUAAGAAGAUAUGCUAGAGGACUGAAAAGCUUUUGUAAAAUGAGUAGACUAAGAAUAAAGAUCUCGAACAAGAAUUCUAAAGAUAAAAUUAAGCUUAGUAAAUGAUCUAAGAUCUGGUAGAACAGCAGGAAAUUGCAAAUGAGCUUAGGCAAAAGUAGAUUCAAAGAAUGAGCCAGAAAAAUGCAUAGCUGCAGAAGAACUUGAUAAAGGAGAAAUGCUUGAAGGAAAAUAUUGCGUAGAGAGUAAAUGGGUACUCUAACCCAGCCAAGUUAAUGAACUAUAUAAAAAUGAAGAAAUCGAUUGAAAACUCUCAGUUUCAAGAUGUAAAUUAAUAUCUGACUCAUCUUGAAGCCUUCUCUAAGAUUAGCAAUAAGCAAUCGUAAUAAGAAAGAGACUAUUAAAGAUCUCUUCUUAGUAAAAUAUCAAGCAAAAAUAAUGAGAAUAACAAAAAUCUUUCCAACAGAGAUACAUUUGCAAGAAAGUCAAAUGCAUUCUCAAGUAAAGCAGAGUCAAGAGAUGAUUAAAAUAAUAGUAGUUUAAAAGAUGCCUAUAUCAUAAGUGAAGAGUUGACUUUAAAGUAGAAGUUGGAGAGUCAGAGGAAAGCUUUAAGGGAUUUCGCUAAUUAUUAUCAACUAAACAGUAAUUGA
This is a messenger RNA of Stylonychia lemnae, 1530 nucleotides long. The record is from the annotation of a GenBank genome assembly. NCBI's taxonomy places the organism in Eukaryota, Ciliophora, Spirotrichea, Sporadotrichida, Oxytrichidae.